This is a messenger RNA of Aureococcus anophagefferens, 735 nucleotides long. RefSeq lists its product as hypothetical. The record is from RefSeq and is a predicted model, not a curated record. The annotation marks the transcript as partial. The transcript has 2 exons. Gene Ontology annotation, molecular function: protein binding. NCBI's taxonomy places the organism in Eukaryota, Pelagophyceae, Pelagomonadales, Pelagomonadaceae.
UUGGGAGAUGCGUACUGCGAAGGUCACUACGGCCUCGUGAAAUCCGAUAAGAAAGCCGCGAAGAUUUACCGGCGCGCCGUGGAACUCGGAGAUGUGUCGGCGAUGAGAAACCUUGGGGAAUUGCACACUACUGGAAGUGGCGUCAAGCUGGACAAGAAGAAGUCGGAGCGGCUGUUUCGCGCAGCCGCAGACCGGGGGGACGCGAUGGCGCAAUGCAAUUUAGGGGAAUCACUCGUUUCUCAGCAGAAAUUUGAAGAUGGAUUGCGGUACUACGCGCUCGCGGCGGAUCAGGGCUUUACCUUUGGUGAGUUAAACCUUGGCAUUUGCUACAAGUACGGAGAAGACACGGAAGUCGACCUCGGCAAAGCCAGAUACUGGCUCGAGCGCGCCGCUGCCAAGGGCGACGAGGCAGCUAUAGAGGCCCUCGCGGACCUCGACGCGCAAAAAGCGGAGAAGAUUUGGAAGCGCGCCGUGGAGCUCGGGGACGUGGACGCGAUGGCAAACCUUGGGAGAUUGUACGAUCGUGGUGGAACUGGCGUCAAGCUGGACAAGAAGAAGGCGGAGCGGCUGUAUCGCGCGGCCGCAGAUCAGGGCGACGCGGUCGCGCAAUGCGGUUUCGGGGAUUUCCUUCAUUCUGAGCAGAAACCUGAAGAAGCGUUCCGGUACUACGCGCUCUCGGCGGAUCAAGGUUAUACACGGAGUCAACUUCCCAAUAAGGCGUCCGCUAGCACGUAA